Abrus precatorius (Indian licorice) is the source of this 576-nucleotide messenger RNA. RefSeq names its product early nodulin-55-2. The transcript is spliced from 2 exons. Gene Ontology annotation, molecular function: electron transfer activity. NCBI's taxonomy places the organism in Eukaryota, Viridiplantae, Streptophyta, Magnoliopsida, Fabales, Fabaceae. Gene Ontology annotation, cellular component: plasma membrane. The record is from RefSeq and is a predicted model, not a curated record. The coding region runs from base 1 to 576 and encodes 191 amino acids.
AUGGCAUUGUGUUUAGCACCCGCGUCUCCAUUUUUGGUCUUUGUGUUCUCAAUGUGCCUCUUGUUUUGCUGCUCCCAAUCCAAAGAAUAUUUGGUUGGAGGCACUGAAAAUUCUUGGAGGGUUCCUCUUCCCUCACCUGAUUCACUCAACAAGUGGGCCAAGACUCACCAAUUCAGAGUCGGCGAUUCUCUCACAUUUAAAUACGAUAGGAGAACAGAAUCAGUGCACGUAGUGAAUGAGACGGACUACGCACGUUGCAUAACAAAGGGGCAACACUUAGUAUUCAACGACGGAAAUACUAAUGUUUUACUUAGCAAAUUAGGACCAAAACACUUCAUCAGUGGAACACAAACUCAUUGCCAAAUGGGGUUAAAGCUGGUUGUGGAUGUCAUGCCUAAGAAAAGCAAGAAAAUGUCUAAUUCUUCCUCUCCUUCACCAUCACCAUUGCCUUCUUUGUCACCAACACCGUCACCACUUUCGUCGCAUAAUCAAGGUGUUGCUCUUGGUUCAAAUAAUGGAUUCAUUGGAGUUAUAAUGUGGGUAGGAGUUUCAUUAGUGAUGAUGUGCUCAACAUGA